AUGCAUUGCCUAUUAUUGAUGUUACUCUUGCGCAGAGGUAAAGAGUCCCCUGGAACAGUUUCCCCUCAGUACAUUAAGCCGACAGCACCAGGCUCUGCGUGUUCACGUUCUUUAACUGCGCAUCUCGUACUCUCCCCUCCAAACUAUCCGCUUCACGGAAAUUACGACACUUAUCACGCAUACCUUAGUAAUAGUAUGCGACUCAUUGCGACCACCAUCUCCGCAUCCACACCAUUCAAUACCAAGAAUUCACUCACAACUAUGGACAUGGAACUUCUUGCGGCAAUCGAUUGGCUCAUCAUUGGUAUUGCUCGGAUCAUAUCUUCUUGGGGUCGUGAACUUAGCAGACCGGGUUCGGGCAUCUGGCACCAGUUUGAGAGUACUGGAUUCAUUCUUGCCAGUGUUAUUGGUAUACUUAUUGUCCAUCGGGCUCUCGGUAUCACCCCUCACACGCAGUGGCGUGCAGUCAUAGAUCCCCUACUUUUGCAAACCGCCUGGGCGUCGAUGACUUACAAUAUCACGUUGGACGGGGCCGCGCGCACUGCAACCCGCUGA
Molecule: messenger RNA, 555 nt
Organism: Suillus paluster
Lineage: Eukaryota; Fungi; Basidiomycota; Agaricomycetes; Boletales; Suillaceae
Exons: 7
Coding region: 1-555 (184 amino acids)
Source: RefSeq, a predicted model, not a curated record